Molecule: messenger RNA, 2745 nt
Organism: Diutina rugosa
Lineage: Eukaryota; Fungi; Ascomycota; Pichiomycetes; Serinales; Debaryomycetaceae
Gene: GPI13
Product: mannose-ethanolamine phosphotransferase
Exons: 1
Coding region: 1-2745 (914 amino acids)
Biological process (GO): GPI anchor biosynthetic process
Cellular component (GO): endoplasmic reticulum membrane
Molecular function (GO): mannose-ethanolamine phosphotransferase activity
Source: RefSeq, a predicted model, not a curated record
AUGUUCUUUGCCUUUGUCCAGUUCAUCGGCAUCGCCUUCUUCACCCUGGGGUUCUUGUUGAAACGUGAGGUGCUGCCCAUAGUGCUGGAUAUUGCUCCCAUCGACGCCAGCUACGAUAAGGCCGUUGUCUUUGUCAUCGACGCCCUCCGCUUUGAUUUCACUGUCCCCGUGCAGAACUCGUCGAAGCCGUACCACAACAGCUUGCCGAUUCUCUAUGACCUUGCUCAGACGCCGCAGGGGGCCCUCCUCAAAUUUGUUGCCGACCCCCCAACAACCACGCUUCAGCGGCUUAAAGGGAUGACGACGGGGUCGUUACCGACGUUCAUCGAUGCCGGCAGCAAUUUCGACGGCACUGCCAUCGACGAGGAUAACUGGUUGCUCCAGCUCCACCGCCAUAACCGCACAGUGGCGUUUAUGGGCGACGAUACUUGGGACGCGCUCUUCAGCCAGUACAUCGACCCUAACCUCAACUUCCCCUACGACUCGUUGAACGUGUGGGACCUCCACACCGUCGACAACGGCGUCAUCGACCACAUGUUCCCCUUGCUUGACCAGCCCCACCAGUGGGACGUGCUCAUUGGCCACUGCCUCGGCGUCGACCAUGUCGGCCACCGUUACGGCCCUAACCACUUCACGAUGAAGGAGAAGUUGCUGCAGAUGAAUCAGGUGAUCGCCGACAUCAUCGACAAGCUCGACGACCGCACUCUCUUGGUGGUGAUGGGCGACCACGGCAUGGACGAAACGGGGAACCACGGCGGCGACGCCCCCGACGAGGUAGAGCUGGCGAUCUUUUUCUACAGCAAAAAGCCGUUGCCGUUCCACAAGCUUGAUUCAAGCCACUAUAAUAUUUCCAACGCUGGCGCCGACUAUCGUCGGGUAAACCAGAUCGAUUUGGUACCGACAAUGUCGGUAUUGCUUGGGCUACCCAUCCCUCAUAACAAUUUAGGGUUCCCCAUUGAGGAGGCAUUCUCUUCCCACGCCCAGUGGGCGGAAGCUGCCGAGGCGUGUGCUCGCCAAUUGGACAAUUUCCACCGCCUCACCGAGUUGAAACUGGCACCGUUACCCGCUAAAUACGACGCUAAUGAGGCCGCCGCGUUCCAGCACCGGCUACUCGAAGAGUGCCACCGGAUGUGGGCCGAGUUUGACCUCGUCACCAUGAGUUUGGGCAUUCUCAUCAUCUUCCUCGCCCUCACGUUUAUCCUCACCUACGCCCGGCUGAUCCCCUCGGUGCGGGUGCUGACGAUGCUGUUUGAGUUUAUCGGGCUGGUGGUGGCGAUGCUGCUUUUGGGCGUGGUGCUCAGUUUCUCCGUAUACAUCGUGCUUAAACCCGCCGAUUUUACCCUUAAAAAAUGUAUUGGCGUCGGGGCUCUGCUCGGCACCAUCAUCGGCUUCUGGGCCCCGAUCAUGGACCGGUUCAGCGUCAGCUGGUUGUUGCACCAAGUGAAAGACUUUUUCGUGUACAACUUCAACACGUGGUCGUUCAUCGGCCUCAUGUUCGUCGUCCUCCACACCCUCGUGUUUGCCCUGAACUCGUUCGUGGUGUGGGAGGACCAGAUGAUCAACUUCUUCGUGGUGACGUUCGGCUUCGCCCUCGCGUUUGCCUGUGCCACUCUGGACAAGUUGACUCCCGCUACCAGGAUCUUAGGCCUAAGCCACGCGGUGACAUUCACGGUGUUGCUGCGAGCUACCGCCGCCAUCGGCAUCUGCCGCGAGGAACAGCGCCCCUACUGCGUGCCCCUGUUCGCAACGCAGUGGUGGCUGUUGGUCCUCCUCUUCGUGGUGGCGUGGUUGUUGCCGGCGGUGAUUAUGCAUUUCUACAAGCUCCUGGACCUGUACCACUCGGCGGCGCCGUUGUGGGUGGGCAAGGGGCUCAAGCUGGUGUUGGUGGUCAACGCGGUCUACUGGCUGGUCGAGUGGCUCCAGCUGUACGAGCCCGUCGCCGCGUGGGUCCCUUUUGUCAACGGCUACCUCGUUAAAGCGAUCAAGCUCUCGGUGGCGCGGCUCAUGUUGUUCUCGACACUCUUCAUGGCCAACUUGAGCUGGUCCAAGGGGCCGCUCUGUGUCAAGUUGGCCAACGGCGGCGACCGCCAGACGAUCUUGGGGUACAACAACGUCUACGGCUCAAGCUACUUCUUGUUGGUGCUCAACUUCUUGGCGGCGGUGAUGUUGGUGCUGAAGCCGAUGGCGGCGGUGCUGUUGGCGAUGUUGGUUGUCCAGAUCUUGCUGUUGCUCGAGUUGUUCGACAUGUUGGAUAUCCGCCGCAACGUCGUCACCCCGAUCGUGUUCACCCUCUUGGGGUACCAGCACUUUUUCUCCACCGGCCACCAGGCGACGAUCCCCAGUAUCCAGUGGGAGGUGGGGUUCAUCACCACCGAGACGAUCUGGUUCCCCUUCACCCACUUGAACAUCGUCCUCAACACGUUUGGCCUGUUUAUCGUGGUGGCGUUGGCGAUCCCCUUGAUCACGUUAUGGAAGAUCGUCCCCCUGAACAAGCCCAUCACCGUGCUCCUGCAGGUGAUCACCAACGUCACCACGAUGAUCACCUACCAGAUCGUGGUGUCGUUGCUGUCGCUCUUGUUUGCCGCCCACUUCCGCCGCCACUUGAUGGUGUGGAAGAUCUUUGCCCCCAGGUUCAUGCUCUCGGGGAUGCUCAUCAUCGUCCUCAACGUCGUGUUGGUGUUGGUGACGUUGUGGUUCGGCACGGGCAAGGUCGUCACCCAGGUAAACCGCAUCUUUGGUAAGUAA